GGUAGGGAAUAAUCCUAAUGCGCCAAAACAUGAUAACAAGGUGACGAACACGGAACAACGAAACAACGCAACCGCAAUAAUGGAAGAGUGAUCCGGCACAACAAGCCCGUGCAAAAGCAUUGCUUUGCACCAAGAACAAUUUACAUUAUCAACAUGGCGUCCUUUCACCAUAUCCUAUUCCUGGCAUUUGCCAAAUUUGAAAGUCAAACAAACAUAGAGCAAGAUGGAGUUCACGGACCAACAAAUGAACUUCCUGGAGGAUACGUUUGGUCUGUCGGCAGACUUGUUUGCCGAUGACCUGGGUACUGAUGGCAGCAUUCUUGAUCUGGGCCUAGAUGGGGGUCUUAAACAUCAAACUGCUGCCCAGGAGUCGCUAGAGGACUUGCUUCUUGCAGAUUCUCAUGCAGACUCUUUUGGAGAAGAAUGGAUGGAAACGGUGGAUUUCCAAAACCUCCUCAACUCUGACAGCAGCAGUGGGAUUGGUCCCACUGUAGUGAAAGUUGAAAAACAAGAGCCUCGCAAAGAGGGGAUGAAACAGGCUGCAUUUGAGCUACUGAAGGCACUUUUGACCGGACAGCAGCCAGCUAAGACCGAACUGUCGCUAGAUUUGAUGCAGCCUAUAGAGCAAGUUGAAACCCCGUCUGUAAUUUCUCCAGCUGCAGAGGUCCCAGAUAUAGACUUUCCAGGCUAUGACAGUCUGAACACUUUACUUGGAGGUGUUGAUAAUCAAGUCAUCCAUUCUUUUGAAGACUUGAUUCAACCAGAAAUAUCAUUGGACAAUGGGGAUGUAAUUGAAAUUCUACCUGUACAUUCUGGUCAAAAUUUAUUGUUCAACUCUGUAUCAUCACUGGAGGACUCUGUUGUUGUUUUACAUGAAGAUUCCUUUAAUGUUGAAAAUCAGGAUGCAAGUUCACCAUUGAGUAACGCCGAUAUUGAAUCAGUCUUGUCUUCAAGUCCCACCUCACCGGCAGAGACAUGCCAUGACAUUACCACAGUUGAUUCAAGUUGUCUUAGUGACAGUAAUAUGUCAAGUACUGCUAAAAGUAUUCAAGUGUCAAGUGAGGACUUUACUAAACUUAAAUCAAAAAGCAAGAAAGUAAAAACUAAAUCAAGUCCAUAUGAUUCAGAUAAUAGUCCAGUUUCUGACAAAAGGUUGAGAAAGAAAAUGCAAAACAAGAAUGCAGCCACUCGGUAUCGAGAAAAGAAACGUCAUGAAAAGGAAACAUUGCAGGAACAGGAAGUUCGUCUCUCCGAUAAAAAUAAGGAACUGCGUGAAAAGGUUGAAUCAUUACAGCGCGAAAUUCUGUACAUGAAAGAACUGAUGAAUGAAAUAAACAAAGCAAAACAAUCUAAAAUAUAAAUAAAUAUUGAGAGAGACCUUGUUUUGUGUUCCUGCAAUAUCGAUUUUUAUCAUAUGUUCAGUCAUUGUACAUAUUCAUCUCGUCUUUAUUUAUGUCUUCUAGAUGAACAAUUAAAAGUGACAAAUGC
Mercenaria mercenaria is the source of this 1488-nucleotide messenger RNA. Its product is annotated as cyclic AMP-dependent transcription factor ATF-4-like. Gene Ontology annotation, biological process: regulation of transcription by RNA polymerase II. The transcript has 3 exons. The coding region runs from base 224 to 1360 and encodes 378 amino acids. NCBI's taxonomy places the organism in Eukaryota, Metazoa, Mollusca, Bivalvia, Venerida, Veneridae. Gene Ontology annotation, molecular function: RNA polymerase II transcription regulatory region sequence-specific DNA binding; DNA-binding transcription activator activity, RNA polymerase II-specific. Gene Ontology annotation, cellular component: nucleus. The record is from RefSeq and is a predicted model, not a curated record.